Messenger RNA from Symbiodinium pilosum, 735 nucleotides. Lineage: Eukaryota; Dinophyceae; Suessiales; Symbiodiniaceae. The record is from the annotation of a GenBank genome assembly.
AUGUGGUACUUGCACAACGAGGUGGUGUGGAUGACGCCCCGGAAGUUCAACAUCACCAGGUUGCAGCGCUUCAAAGUUUCAAGCCGGGCCACGACGCCCAUCUACAACUUGGGAAUGAACUUCGGAGUUCGGUACGCAUAUGACGCGGCCCAAUGCACGGGGCCGUGGAACUGUGACAUCAACUAUGGGAAGUAUGGCUACUUCGUCGGGUGCAACAACCUGGGAGAGUUCCCCUUCCCAACGUACCAGAUAUACUACGAGGGUGCCAAGUGGUACACUCUGCCUGGGGCAUGCCCAUCGAACACCUACAAGGAGAAGGACGCAAGCUGCAUCAAAGACCAACCAGGCGGCCGCUGUGAAGGCACGCCCACAGGUGCGGGCGACUGCACCUUUAGCAUUGAGCAUGCGGGAGAGAUACCCCUUGACGAAAUCGAAGGCAUUUCGGACUAUGCCGCAUUCAUAAGAGAUGGGUACCAGGAGUUCAACAAGACCGAAGACAAGGGAAUCGGACUGGACUUUUGGGACGGCUUGAAUGACACCGACGCCAACAACAUCAGGAUGGCCAAGGUGGACGAGAUGUUCAAAAAGAAAUAUCCAGACCUGCCAGGCGACGGAGAUCUGCCGUCACCAGCGUGCGACUUCAGGAUGAACGAGUUUUACACCGGCACCACCACGACAACAACUACGACCACGACACCGCCGCCUCCAUGCGCAGACCUUCGCCCAGAAAUCUAA